Messenger RNA from Oryzias latipes (Japanese medaka), 410 nucleotides. The record is from RefSeq and is a predicted model, not a curated record. NCBI's taxonomy places the organism in Eukaryota, Metazoa, Chordata, Actinopteri, Beloniformes, Adrianichthyidae.
CUGUGGAGAGGAAUCAUGUCUUGGUUCGUGUUGGCGUGGUUGGAGGUCCGUCUGAAAGGAGACUCCCCCUUCGAUCCCAUCAGGAGGGAGAUCAGCCAUACCCUUGGCCCAUGGUUUUAUCCUACCCUGUGCCACACUUCUACACCUUGGACCCACCAGAGACUCUUCACACCUCACAAAGUUGUGAGAUAAGUGCUUUUCUGACUUCCUCCAAAGACUCAAAAAGUGAUGAUUACUGGUUAAAGAAGUGCCAGAAUCUGUUCCUUAAAGCCAUGACGUCUGAACCCCACAACCUCACUGGGAACGUGCUGGCUGACCUUCUGGAGAGAGUCGUGGUUCAUCUAUCCAACUCUGCCACAGAGUGCCGCUUCUCCUUGGAUCAACACAAAGGACAGCUCCAGGUCAUAUAA